AAACCGGCAGUCAAGCUUGCUUUAAAUACAGUCCGUUUCGAGAGCUGUUCGUAAAAGUAUAUAAACUUACUGAAGUUGUUAACUAAUUACUAAAAUAAUAAUUUUUAUUCUUCUGAAAUUACUGCUCCUAACAUACCGGUAUACUAAAAAUGAAGAUUCAAAUCUCCUUAAUUGCAUUGUUAAGUGUGGCCACAGUUAGUGCGCUGAGUCUUGAGGGCUUCAAGUGUGGCGAUCACGUUAUAUUGACUGGCGAUCCUGCGGCGCCAAUACGUACGGUACAAAUCUGUGGUGUUAAAGACUAUGCUGGGGUGACAAGCUAUAUUGACUAUAAAACUGCGUCGGAGAUAGGGCAACCUUCGGCGGUUCGGAAUAGCUAUGUAAAGAGUUUAAAUCAAGCCAGGCCGUUAUCUUCGUCUUCUUCAUCUCAACUUAAAUCGAACGAAAAUCAACAACAGCAACUUGCUUCAGCAAUCCGCCAAUCGUUGCCAAUAUUAAAGCGAUUUUAUGAAACAUCGAAGUAUGCUUCCAGCAAGGACUCAAGCAGUUUAAUAGAAAAAUAUCAAUCGUUGCAAAAUAAACUAAAUGCAAUUGCUGAGGAGGCGUCACAGACAAAGCGUUCCGUCGAAGAACUCGCCACUUUGGUGAAGAAUAUAUUUGAUAUUUUGCUGGUACAAAAUGUAAAUACGAAAAAGGAGGGAAAUGUUGAAAUGAACCUGAAUUUGGGACCCACACACGAAGAUUUACUGAGAAAAUUUCUGCAACUGCCUGCAAUAGAUGCGCACACAGAGCAACCCGUAAAUGUUCACACGACAGUAUCCACAAAAGUUUCUAAUAAAAGUAAUUCAGAAGAAAAUAAUACGGAAGAGCGUGAUAGUACUGAGGAGACCACCGAGGAUUAUGAUAGUUGGAUUCGUUUGCAUUUCGGACCAGCGACAACGCCACGAGCUGUAGCUACGAAAAAAGAUUCCGACGAGUACUCUUACGAUGGGAGUUCGGAAGAGCGUUUACAACAGUAAUGCUGUGAUUUUAGACUAAGUGUGCAUUUGCAGCGAGCGCUAAGGAAAAGGAACCUAGAGUAGAUUAUACAUAUAUUUAUAACCUAAAAUUAUUGAAAAUAUCCGAAACAUGUAUGAAUAUGUUUUUCCAACGAAAGAGCCAACCAAAAAAAAAAAUUUUAGUUUUCCAUGAGUUUUAAAAAUAUUAUACCAAUCACUUCUAGUGCUAAGUAAGGAUAAUUAAAUUAUUUUUAUUUAGUUUUAGAUUACAACAUUUUAAAUCUGGCAGCUGCUAUAGCGUCCUACUAUACACUACUUACUAAUACAUUUAGUAUUGUAAUAAAUAUUGACUUAUUUUUAGAAAUA
Messenger RNA from Zeugodacus cucurbitae (melon fly), 1361 nucleotides. RefSeq lists its product as uncharacterized. Lineage: Eukaryota; Metazoa; Arthropoda; Insecta; Diptera; Tephritidae. Bases 150 to 1016 code for a protein of 288 amino acids. The transcript is spliced from 2 exons. The record is from RefSeq and is a predicted model, not a curated record.